UGCCGGUGCAAGAAGCAGGACACCCGUUAGGCGGAAGCCCAUACCGUUCUGCGAACCUGACCUGACCUGACCAGGUGAUUUUGUUUUUGCAGCAACACGCCUGUUGUAUCGCUGUCAUCAAGGCGGACACUUUUCGACGUUGUGCAAUCAAACGCUCCCUACCGCUCGCCGCUUGCGCGCCGUUAUUCAAUUGGCAAAGGUGGAUUUACUUGCAUUGCUCCUUGUGAUUUGCUCAUUACAUUUGUACUUGUCAGUGGAUCUUCGGUAUUCCUGGUCUUGGUGCCUCUGCUCUUAAAAAGUACCUGUUGCCACAUCCUUGAAGUUCACUGCGACUUUGACGCCUGUUAUCAUUUGUACUGUGAUUUUUCCUUACAGCUUUUUUCUAUCCAUGACCAGUUCUGUAUCCAAAAAUGAAUACUUAAAGCGGUAUCUAGAACCAAAAAAGGGUAGAAAUCGAAAGUUCGAGGACGUGACCGUUAAGUAUAUCUCUGGUGAUUUACCGGAAACCUUGGAUGCAUUCUACAACGAUCAGUCGGAGGCUUUUCCAUUCUCUGCUGAUCAUGAGGAGGCUCCCACGGUGGUUCGAAAGACUACUCUAUCCAAAGCUGAAAAAGGAGAUAAAUCGAAGGAACUGAGUGACAAAAAGAAGGAAGCGGAGAUUCAAGCCAGAUAUGAUGUAUGGAAUCGCGGCAUCAAAACCCUGGAAGAAACUUACGCUAAACUAAAAGAACAGCAGUAUGAAAGUUCGAAGCCAUUGGCUCGCUAUGCUGAUGAUGCGGAUUUGACGGAGCACUUAAAAUCGAAACUCCAUGCGGAUGAUCCAAUGGCUGAGUAUUUUGCAAAAAAGAAGAAAAAACAUGAAAAGCCAAAGAAGAAGAAGAAGAAAGAGCACGAAAAGCACCCCAAACCAGAAGAGGGUAUGUUUUACUGCACCGUGACAAUUGACACCUGUUUGUCUUGUUGUUCGGCUUCGCUGCCUCGAGUGGGUUGGAACUGUUAA
Dicrocoelium dendriticum is the source of this 1000-nucleotide messenger RNA. Lineage: Eukaryota; Metazoa; Platyhelminthes; Trematoda; Plagiorchiida; Dicrocoeliidae. The record is from the annotation of a GenBank genome assembly.